CGCUAUCCUCGGCCUGUAUACAUGUAUAUGGCGUUGGCGUUCUCCCGGAUCGCUGCUGCCGUUUGACGGACUUUCCACGGGCAAACGGUGAGUGCCGACGCGGCGGCCGCGCACACUCGACACGUAAGUAAGCACCGUCCGGCCCCGCUCCGCCGUAGCGUACAGCGCGUCCGCGAAAUCGCGGCAAUUCCGGAUCGUCUGCUCGGGCGGGCGUGCAUCGCGCAGGCUCGCGAGCACCAAGAUGGCCGGUCCGCGGUCGCGUUUGUUGUGGUGGUGAUGGAGGCCCGCUCGGUACCGAUCGAUACGCCCGCCGCCGAAUACCGGCUAUGGCGGCUAGCGUUGUCGCGCGUCACGCAUCCUGAGAUAAACGCUCUGUCGAGCGUAGCGAUCGCCGCCGCUGGUACCGCCCGGUGAUGAUAAGCGUCCGCGCGACCGUGAGCAGCGCGGGGCGUGGUGCGAGAGCGUAGCCGAGGCGGCGGUCUCCCCGCAGACGCGAAGAGAGCCCUGUGCGAGAGAGCCCUCCCUGAUCCACUCCGCGGGACACACCAAGGUUAAGGUGAUGUAGAAAAAAUUGAAACUGCCAGAUCAACAUCGCUUUGUUCGGUGGUUAAUGCAAUAGAAACCAUCAAGACGGGUGACAAGGAGAAGAAAAUGGUAUCUCUGCCCAACGCAGAGAGUGGUAACAUGGACAGAAUCUCAGACGACGACGAUGACGAACCUAGUAGUGGAUCGGAAACGUAUGAGGAGGGAGAUCUCCUCACAGCUGCCAUGGACGAUGAUGUCACAGCUCAACUCGCUGCUGCAGGACCAGUUGGAGUAGCUGCUGCAGCUGCUAUCGUGUCGGCCAAAAAACGGAAACGUCCCCACAGUUUCGAAACCAAUCCCAGUAUCAGGAAGAGACAACAGAACAGACUACUCAGAAAACUUAGACAAACUAUCGACGAGUUUGCAACGCGAGUUGGACAACAGGCGGUAGUGUUGGUGGCUACUCCGGGUAAGCCAAAUAGUAGUUACAAAGUUUUCGGGGCGAAACCGUUAGAAGAUGUAGUGAAGAAUCUAAGGAGCGUUAUCAUGGAGGAAUUGGAGAACGCGUUGGCGCAGCAGGCGCCGCCGCCGGUGCAGGACGAUCCUUCUCUGUACGAGUUGCCGCCUCUGAUAAUCGACGGUAUACCAACGCCAGUGGAGAAGAUGACACAGGCCCAACUUCGGGCUUUUAUUCCACUAAUGUUGAAAUAUUCGACCGGCCGAGGUAAACCCGGCUGGGGCCGAGACAGCACGCGACCGCCUUGGUGGCCUAAAGAGCUGCCUUGGGCGAACGUCCGGAUGGACGCGCGGUCGGAGGACGAGAAGCAGAAGAUUUCGUGGACCCACGCGUUACGGCAAAUUGUAAUAAAUUGUUAUAAAUUCCACGGAAGGGAAGAUCUUCUGCCGGCGUUCAGCGAAGAAGACGACAAGUCCAAUGUUCUGAUACAGCAAGCCACUCCCCAUUCUUCGUCGCAUCAGUCGCACUCGUCGUCGAAUCAAGGGCAAAGUGGACAGUCGCAACAGCAACAGACGGUGGGAGUUGUUCGCCUCAACAGCACGGAUUCAUCUAAGGGAAACUCUUCGCCAGCACAAAUCAUUGCCGCGUCUCCCACAGCUCUUGCCACUGCCACUCAGAUGACGGCCCAGUAUCCGACAGCUGUAUUGCAGACAAUAACCAAUCCAGAUGGUACAGUUUCUAUAAUACAAAUGGAUCCUAGUAAUCCAAUUAUCACGUUACCAGAUGGUACGACAGCUCAGGUUCAAGGAGUUGCUACCAUCCACACGAGUCAAGGAGAAGUGCAAACACUAGCGGAAGUGGCCGGCAGUGCGGAGGGUGCUAGUGUAGCCGUUGAUCUGAACAGCGUUACAGAAGCAACGUUAAGUCAAGACGGCCAAAUCAUCCUUACCGGGGAAGACGGACACGGAUACCCCGUCUCGGUGUCGGGAGUGAUCACCGUGCCGGUGUCCGCCGGUAUGUAUCAAACUAUGGUGGCCAAUAUUCAGAGCGACGGCACGAUGCAGGUAGUCGCGCCGAUGGUUCAGGUGCCCAAGGUCGAGCCCGGCAACGGCGAGAGCAUCGAGGCAGUCACUAUACAGGGUCAUCCGAUGACCAUGAUUAACGCCGCCGGCGAGCACCAGGUACUCCAAGUGAUAUCCCUGAAGGACGCUAAUGUUCUAACGAAGGCUAUUCAGGCCGAGGUUAUCAAGGACGAGGAUAGCCAGCCGCAACAAACUGUGUCUAGCCCAGAAUAAAAGAAAAACAGAAAGAGUGAGAGAGAGAGAGAGAGAAUGUUAAAUGUGUGUGCAUCAGUCCGUAUAUACAAAAUCACUUCGUAUAUCGUGAAUCGAGUUUUUGCAUCACAGAUUGUGAGGGAGAAAGAGAGGGAGAUAUACGGAAGUGAUGAGAGUGUGAAAGAAUUAAUAACGAUUGAUGUUGUGUUCUUUCUCUUUGAGUCAUUGUAUAAUAAUGUCCUAUUGACUGCGGAUUGAUCAUCGAAAGCAGAGAGAGAGAGAGAGAAAGAGAGAAGAAGGUCUUUGCCUGAGAGUGAAAGUGUGAACGAGUACGUCGAUCGAUCGGAUUAUUAAGAUUACUCGUAUUUGUACUCAAGAUUUAUCAUAGGCGCUUGAGGGUAUUCACUUUGCAAUUCGACUUUUCAGACGUAGUAUUAAUUUUCUAAGAGAUCCGUUUUAUCGCGACAGCGACAUGAGGCGACACCUGUGGUAUUCGCCGGGAUGCAUAUAUGUAACUAUCUCGUACUGUUUAUUGGAAAAUGGAAAGUCAUCGAUAAUGUAUUUUCCGGUACUGUUCAAGCUAUACUAAGGACAUAUUUUCAUCUAGUCGUAGAGUCAGGUCGAGGUAUACCAAAGAGAAUUAAAAACGAGAAAUUUAUUUUUAAUUCGACAAUGUGAGAGAGAGAGAGAGAGAGAGAGAGAGAGAGAGAGAGAGAGAGA
Molecule: messenger RNA, 2976 nt
Organism: Dinoponera quadriceps
Lineage: Eukaryota; Metazoa; Arthropoda; Insecta; Hymenoptera; Formicidae
Gene: ewg
Product: DNA-binding protein P3A2
Exons: 8
Coding region: 652-2277 (541 amino acids)
Biological process (GO): regulation of transcription by RNA polymerase II
Cellular component (GO): nucleus
Molecular function (GO): RNA polymerase II cis-regulatory region sequence-specific DNA binding; DNA-binding transcription factor activity, RNA polymerase II-specific
Source: RefSeq, a predicted model, not a curated record